Dichotomopilus funicola is the source of this 1266-nucleotide messenger RNA. Its product is annotated as Metallocarboxypeptidase A. The transcript has 5 exons. The record is from RefSeq and is a predicted model, not a curated record. Gene Ontology annotation, biological process: proteolysis. Gene Ontology annotation, molecular function: metallocarboxypeptidase activity; zinc ion binding. NCBI's taxonomy places the organism in Eukaryota, Fungi, Ascomycota, Sordariomycetes, Sordariales, Chaetomiaceae. The coding region runs from base 1 to 1266 and encodes 421 amino acids.
AUGCGGUCCAGUCUUUUCACCUCGUGCGGCCUCCUUGCGCUCGCGUCCGCUGCCGUUGUGCAGCCGACGCCGGUGCGCAAGUCGUACGAUGGAUACAAGGUCUUCCGCCUGACCGUCGGCGACGAAGUUGGCAAGGUGAGCAGCAUCAUCGAGCGGCUCGGUCUCUCGACGUGGAAGGGGAAGCCCAAGGCUGGUGGCCACUCCGACAUUGUGGUGCCCCCUUCGCAGAUCCAGGCUUUUGAGACUGCGGUCAAGGGCAUGACGGUGGCCACCAUGCACGAGGACUUGGGCGCGUCCAUCGCCCAGGAAUCGACCUUCCACACGUAUGCUGCUGGAUCCGCCAACGCCACCUGGUUCGAGUCGUAUCACAGCUACGAGGACCACUUGCAGUACUUGAACGACCUGCAGGGCCAGUUCCCUGACCAGGCCGAGAUCGUUACUGCGGGCGAGUCACUGAACGGGAAUGCCAUCACUGGCAUUCACUUCUGGGGUAGCCAGGGCAAGGGCAAGCCGGCUGUUGUGUUCCACGGGACCGUCCACGCUCGGGAGUGGAUCUCUUCCAUGACUGUCGAGUACUUCGCUCACAGCCUGUUGAAUGGCGGGGAUGACGCGGAAAUCAAGGGUUUCCUCGACACCUACGACUUCUUUUUCUUCCCUGUCGUCAACCCUGACGGCUUCCUCUACACCCAGUCGGAUGACCGCAUGUGGCGCAAGAACCGUCAGACCAGCUCUGGCAGCAACUGCCUCGGUCACGACAUCAACCGUAACUGGCCCUACAAGUGGGAUGUCAGCGGUGGCGCGUCCACCAACCCGUGCGCUGAAGACUUCAAGGGCGAGAGCGAAGGCGAUGCCCCUGAGACCCAGGCGCUGUCCAAGUGGAUUCAGGGGAUCAAGGACGGCCAGGGCGUCAAGCUUUUCAUUGACUGGCACUCGUACUCGCAGCUGUUCAUGACUCCCUACGGCUUCUCCUGCACGGAGACCGCGCCCAACAAUGACGAGCUGCAGUCUCUGGCCGAAGGUGCCGUCGCGGCCAUCCAGGAGGUGAACGGCGUCGAGUUCACCCCUGGCCCCAUCUGCCAAACCAUCUACAAGGCCACCGGCAGCAGUGUGGACUAUGUCAACGACGUUACGGGCGCCGACUACGUCUUCACUGUUGAGCUUCGUGACACUGGCGCGUAUGGCUUCGUCCUGCCGGCUGAUCAGAUCGUCCCGAGCGGCGAGGAGGCUUUCGCUGGUGUGCGUUACCUAUUGAAGAACAUGAAGUAA